Messenger RNA from Amyelois transitella, 14895 nucleotides. Its product is annotated as hydrocephalus-inducing protein homolog. NCBI's taxonomy places the organism in Eukaryota, Metazoa, Arthropoda, Insecta, Lepidoptera, Pyralidae. Gene Ontology annotation, cellular component: axoneme. The record is from RefSeq and is a predicted model, not a curated record. The transcript has 79 exons. Gene Ontology annotation, biological process: axonemal central apparatus assembly; cilium movement.
AUGGAAAUAUUACAUAAUUUUAAACAAAAUGGGUACUUUACGUCUGAACUUUAUCAUUUGGUUGCUAAGAAGAAACUGUUGGAUCCAACGGAAGAGAUCAUUCCAUCCCAAUAUGAAAAGGAAAUGCGCAUGAGUACUUUAGAGAGAUUGCAAAAUCUUAAUGGUAUUGAUGUAGAAAAUAUGGUCAGGGCGGGAAGCAAAGGCCGUAUACCAGUACUGUCAUUUACACCAAGAGUUAUUGUGUUCCAAAACUUCAAGCCAAAUGAUAAGAUAGUUGCUAAAUUCUCUGUAAAAAACAUCAGUAAGAGCCCUUCGUACCUCAAUAUGGUGUACAAGGAGUCUUCAUAUUUCUCCGUGAAGCCCUGCAGUGGGCAGCUCUUAUCACGCUUAGCUCCAGGCAUCAGCGUGACGUUUGCCGUUACUUUCACGCCGGUUCAAUACGAGGAUUAUACCCACAGAGUCAUGUUUUAUACCGACGUUGAUCAGUAUAUUGUAGCUUUUAUUGCAAUGGGCCCGAGGCCUGUAUUCGACUUUCCGGAUCAAAUUGUCAUACCAAAAGUUCCGUUGAAAGUUGAAAACUCGUAUCUUAUGACAAUUCAUAAUAUUGGUGCCGUCCCUGCGGGUUUCACACUUCAAACAAGGAGCCCGUUCACCGUGCAACCUAAAUCUGCUUAUUUGAUUCCGAACCAAAAGAUUCAAAUCAAGGUUGGAUUUAAAACAAUGCAUCUCGGAGAAACCAACGGAGUGUUAUAUGCUAUUUUAGAAACAGGCGAGCACUUCCAUAUAAAGUUGGCAGGGUCAACGCACACAGUGAACAUAGAGUUGGAGAAGGCUGUGGUGAGGUUUCCGGAUACCUACAAUACGAUGGUGCGCCAGCAAACCUUCAAGAUCACCAAUAAAUCAGACCACAUUAUUACUUUCAUGUGUAUGAAGAAUGAAUGUGUCUACUACGAUUUUCAAGAAAAAGUGAAGUUAGCUACUAUAUUCUACAACGUUAAAGAUAUUGAAUCUGCUAAAUACACCAAACUCGUCAGGUAUGACGUCCUGAGCAGCGACGAGCACGAAAGAGUUUACACUAGAAUAUUUUUCGAUGAAAUUCAAGCUUUAGUGGCUGAUGAAACUCUGACUUUCCAGGAUACACAUUUCUCUAUAACUCCUAUUAGUGGCAAGUUAUGGCCUAAUAAAUGCACAGAACUAGUUAUAACAUUCUCGCCAAAACAAGUGGGAGAAUUUGAUGCUACAGCGUACUUAGAUAUUGAUGGUGUAUACGAACGCGUGCCUCUCAAGAUGGUGGGGAAUUCUCUACCGCCAGCAAUCCAUCUUAACUUGGAAACAUUGGAUAUGGAUUGUGUUUACAUAAACAAGAUGUAUAACUAUGAAGUGGUUGCAGUCAAUAAAGGACACAUAAAUGGCGUGAUAGUGUAUAAAGAAGUGCCGACAUUGUUCGGAAGUAAUAUCAAAUGUACUCCAGAAAUGCACUGUCUUCGUCCCGGCGAAAGAGAGAUAUUUGUUAUUUCCUUCAGUAACUCUAAUCAAGGGCCUUAUUUUGAAGAAAUCAACUUUAUUGUACGCGAUACCAGUGUCGUGUUGAAGUUGUACUUAAAGGGUGAAAUCAUAUAUCCAUCCUUGACUUUUAGCAUACCUUGUUUAGAUUUUGGAAAAGUUAGUGUGGGAUUGCCCAAAACGUUAAAAGUCGAUGUAAUUAACGAGUCAGUAGUGAACGUCACUGCGUCUGUGAAAAUAUCAUCCGAUGGUCCGGAAGUGAGCAGUAUGACUCUAGCAGACUACGCCGUGGCUGAUAGCCCGAAACCAAGUAUUCCGCAAUGGCCGAGAGAGUUCAACAUCGAGCCUUGUAGGAUAGAGAUGGGGCCAGAGUCUAGAGUUUCUUUGAAAGUUUCACUAACGGCAAACCUUAUAAGAGCUAACCAAACUUCUUUGGAACUAGAGCUAGAUAAAUCUGAUAGUCCUCCUAUAAUUCUGCCAGUAAUGUUCGACGCUAAAGUGCCUGACAUUACACCUGCUCCCGAAAUCAAGCUUCGUGCAUGCUUCAUUGAUUUUCCUUAUGUAAACGACAUUCAAUUAACAGUCAAUGAGUUUUGGGGAUAUUUCACGUUAGAGGAGCCAGAGGAGGAAUCUACUUUGGAAGUCACGGUCGGAGUCAAAGAAGGAAUGAUUGAACCGAACAGUACAUUCAGCUUGCCAGUAACAAUUAAAACCAGUGUUCUAGGCGUUCAAGAGUAUACGAUUCGUUUACGUCUCUUUGGAAUGUCGAAGCCAAUAGAAAUAUGUCAUAUUACGGGAACCGGCGUGCGACCAAUAGUUACAUGUACGCCUGUAGCACUGCAUUGGGGUCAAGUCAAAUUGCUUACGAAAUCACAAAAAGUUCUGACUCUUUGUAACGAUUCUCCUGUUUACGUCAAUUUCAAAGCUUCCCUGCUGAACAAGGAUGGACGAUGGAAUAUUCAUCCAAGUGAAGGGCAUGUGGCGCCAGAAUCGGAGACCGAUUUGUGUCUAACAUUAUAUUUAUUGGAUGCAGACUCUUACACAAACAAAGCUGUUAUACAAUUAGAAAAAGUGAAAGAUAUUUUGGUGCCAUUAUCUGCCACCGGAAUUGGCACAAGUAUUUUAGUGGGAGAACUGCGUGACAGAAUUUUUCUUGGACGUAAUUUCACCAGAAUACCUUUACAUGCCACCGUUGUUAUGGAGAACUGUGGAACCCGCCUGCAUGCAUUAGAAUGGAGUGAACAUUACAAAGCACCUAAAACUAAGCCACAAACUUCAGGUUUCUUUAAUUUAGACCCAAAAAACUUCAAAAUGGCUUCUGGAGAAAAAAUAGAUUUGACUAUAACAGGGUUGUCGCAUAAAGUCACUACAAUUAAGGAAAUGUGGUAUUUAGUCGGAAGCGUAGAAGGUAUUAAUAAAAAGGAACUGUUAUUAGAAUGCCAAAUAACAGCAGAAUUCGUUGAUCCGAAAAUUGAAGUGUCAGCGACAAUGAUAGAAUUUCAAUAUGAUUACGGCCCGUACAGCGAAUAUUAUAAACUGACAGAUAUAGUAACUAUAAAAAAUGUGUCAAAGUUGCCAUUGGAUAUGGACAUAAGCGUGCGGCCACCGUUCGCAAUUAUUCAGAAGCAACACACUUAUAAGAUCCCACCUGAAGAAGAACAUUUAUGUUGUUGCAUUUGUUACAAUGAAUGUGAUUUAAACGUUCCUAAUAUGCACAAUGAAAUUGGUCCAUUCCAAUCAAAAUUGUUUAUAGAUUACUUAACUCAAAGACCCGUAGAGCCCACACGGAAAGAGCCGUUACAUUUUUUCCAAGACAUCAAUAAAAUUAAGAUGGCUUUCAAUCUAACUCACACUAUUGAAGAAAGAUUAGAAGAUCAGGAAAUUAUGAAAAUACAAAUUUUGUUAGAUACCACGAAACAUGUGUCACUGAAAUCUAAAAUAUACUGUGACUUGAUGAAAACUAAGUUCAGAGGUCAUAAAAAUAAGGAUGCAAUUAAACUUGUCGGAAAAAUAAAUUUUCCCAAUGUGUUUGUUUUUACACCAAGAGUUGAUUUUCAAUCUAUUUUAAAUGGUAGCAUUAAAAGUAAAACCAUACAAAUACAAAAUUUAACUCCACUUUUAGCCUGUUAUAGGUUUCAGUGGAAAAAAUGUUCUAUAACACGAUGUAACAUGUCACAGAAGAAAGAAUCUGAUGGUAACACAUAUUUAAUUUUAUGAUUUAAGAUUCUUUUUGAGUAAUUUUGAAUGAUUUAAUUUCUUUCAGGCAGGAAAACGAAUACAGCCAACAAUGACAAACAUACAGAUGAUUUAGAAGUAGAAACCGAAUCUGAUAUUAUUGGUCAGCCCAUCGCCAAGCAAUCUAUAAAAGAUACCAAAAGUUUAAGAACAAGUAUAAUGUCAAAAGUAACCCCAAUGAUAGAAGUUGACUUAGAACCGCAAUUUGAAUGGAAUUAUAAAUUCAAGAAAUUACCAAAAUAUCAAGAUAACAUUACUAACGACUUACUGCAACUUAUGCCACACCGUGGUUUAUUAAAACCAAAUGAAGUUCAGUACAUACAUGUAAUAUUCACGCCUAAAACAAAUAUCAGUGUUCGAGCUACCCUGGAAUGUGAAGUAUUGGGUGGACCUUCUGAACUUAUCACUGUUUUCGGACAAAGUUCUGAUUUAGUUUACAAAAUCAAUACACAUAAACUUAACUUCAAAAUAAGAUCUUUUCAUGAACCUGCGUCAGAACAAUUGAUUAUAAAUAAUAAUGCGCAACUGACAUUUGAAUAUAAAACUUAUUUGAAUGAGCCUAAAUUCGAAAAUGAAUUACAAGGCACCAUUUUGGAUUUGGUGCCACGGAACAAAAUAUUAGAACCAGAAGAGGAGGCAGAAAUGAAAGUAGUCAUUAGACCUGGUGUAGUAGGUUACUUUAAAAGAGUGUUCGUGUUAGAAAUUGGUCACUUACCCCACAUUCCUAUUGAGAUAUUCGGUUGGGGUGUGGUCCCACAAGUUUACAUGUCAUUACCAAGACCAGAUAUUAAAAACCUAAAUGCAGAAUUGGGUUACCUAGCGAUUCCAGCACUAACGCACGAGUACAUGAAAGCUAUAAAUGAGUUUUUCGGAAAGGAUAAAUUAGAAAAACAGAUUGAUAAUUUAGAUUACGAUAAAUGUCACGAAGAUCCUGAUCUGCAAACUGGUUGGCACAUAUGCUCCUCACUGGAUGAAUAUCCCACUGUGAUGGACAUAGAAUUGGCAAUAGAGAGAAUGCUAGUUAUAGAGCAUAUAAAAUUGAGACCUGAAAUCCUAACUGUGUAUUCUAAUACUAACAAAAUGGGCCCUAUUCCGGGCUUCCAUACGACUCCUUACGUUAUUGACUAUGGCGUGGUUAUAACAGGAAGUACUAUACAAUCCACAACUGAAAUAAUAAACUAUGGUCCGAUUCCGACCAAAAUACACUUUGCUAAAGGGACUCGCAUACCUCCAUGGCUGACCGUGAAAAUUUGUGGCAAAUUGACUCCCGGGGAAAGUGGAAAGCUGGACAUUGGCUUUAUGCCAACUUCAAAUGAUUUUACGGAAUUGGAACAGACCGUCGAAACGUAUUUCAACUUGGAUGUACCCUAUGGUGUCACAAUACCAGUAUAUAUCAAAGCACUUUGUGCAGUGCCAUAUUUAAUGUCCAAUGUGACUAUGAUAAACUUUGGCUCGGUCAGAUGUGGUGAUAAAAUAAUUACUUCAAUCCCUCUCAAAAACGUCGGAAGACCGACAUGUAUAUGGUAUGUGACAUUAAGACUGAAGGCGCCAGGACCCAAUCCCAUGGUGGUGCUUGAUAGCUCCGGGAAGUAUGAGCCGGGUGAGGGAGGCUGGCUUAGCAUCGCGUUCAAGCCAACUAUGGAGAUGAUGUACGAAGGCAUGCUUAUAUUCAGAUUCCACAUGAAUCCAAAUAGAAUGACUAUCCCCGUGUUCGGGCGAGGUAUACUGCCGCAAGUGCACGUGAUUGGCCCCAACCUGAGCUUUCCGCCGACGCUGCCCUGGGCGGAGACCACCGAGAUUUACUUCGGACUGACCAACCCGUGCCCUUUCCCUAUUGAACUUAUAAUUGCCCAUACCGAUGAGAAAUGGAAAGAAGAAGAAGAAAUCUUUCAAUUACUUUAUAGAUACUACAAUAAGCCAGAAGAAAUGUUAGUGCCUGCCAUCAAACCAGGAAACGACCUCCCACCAGAGAUAGUCGGAUUUUACAAAAAGUUUACAACGACAAUAGCAAAAGCCAAGGAAGAAGAAGCUGCAGCGCUAAAGGCGCUAUCUGCAAAGUCAUCCCCUAUGACGAAAAAAACAAAGAGUCCGAAGAAUGCUCCAAAAUCGACGGGAACGACAGUAUCACCGAGGAAGUUUAGAACGGAAGCGGAAAUCAUUGCAGAUGAAAUAAAAACUCUGCGAGAAAAUGAAGUGGAUCCUUUGAAGGAGUGUCUGCACGUGUUUGAUCACUUCUCAUCUGAUUCGGAGAUGGAUAAAAGGUCUAAAGGACUACUUGUCUUCGUCCAUGGAUCACCAUGUGAAGAAGUUCAGUGUCAAGAAAUGGCGUAUUCUAUCGGCAAGGAGCUGAAGAUAUCAACAGUGAAUAUAGAUAAUUGCAUAGUGGAAGCCUUGUGCGAAUGCAAGUGUGCGGCCAAGAUGUUGAUACUAAGUACUAUCAACGAGCUCUAUCAAAUGUCCAGAUCUCAACCCAUGACUAAAUCCGAUUCCCAGUCCGAUGGAAAUGAAGAUCCCGAAGAAGACAUAAUAGAUGAAACAGAAGACGAAUUUCAAGUAAUAUAUAAGAAAAUUGAAUAUUUGGCCAAUAACAAAAAUAUUGGAACGCCCCGAUCUAAAGCAAGUGAUAAGAAAAAGGAAAAGGCCCCCUCUUCGUCACUCGGUUCCCAUACCGCUUUAGGGGCAGUUGGUUCUACAACUUUAUUUAACUUGGAUUUAAUUCAAGAACUUCUUAUGGAUUACUUCAAUCUUCCGAAAUUCAAUCGUGGUCUUGUACUUGACUCAUUGAAGAGUAUAAUAUUAAAGAGCCCUGCUUUAACUCUGACAUUAGUCCUGAAGUGCAAAAGUAAUAUAAGAAACAUACAUCUUAUUCUAUGUCAGUCCGAUUUCAGUAAAUGGGCACAAGCAUAUGAAGAAUCUAUUAAAGAAAAUGAAAUGUUGGACGAAAUGAAUUUCAAAGUCUAUGAUGAAACAGAAAUUCAAGAAAUCAUUAAUUCAUUUGAAGAAAUGGAUGAACAAGAAUACAAAAAUGCAAGUCCAGAGUUAAGAGGAAUUUAUAUAACCUAUGGAUUGGAAGAGAGAAGAAAAAAAUUAUUUGAUAAAUAUGGGUAUGCCUACGAUGCAGCUAAGAAAGAAAAAGGUAUAAAAUAAUUCAGUAAAUCAAUGUUGAAUAUUGACACGUCAGAGUCAAAGAAAAAAAUAAAAAAGGAUGACACUAAAGCAAAACCUUCCACAGAAUACAAUGUUAUGAAUGCGAAAUACAAUGAAUAUACCAAAAUAACGUAUGAGCAGUUAAUUAAUAUAGCCAACAAUUGGAUUAUCGACGAAGGGGAGAUGGGCACGCCACUCAUUGGACUUAAUGGACAAGUUGUAGGAGCAGCACAAAAGAAAUCUAAAAAGAAAUCAGAUCUGCAACUUCAGAUGUCUGAUAUAAGCAUUUCGGACCGCGGAUUCCCAUUGACCCUAAUUACGUGUCCAUGCUUACGAUAUAAAAUGGCUUUAGUAAAAAGCUUGGCAAAUUCGCUUGUGGUCAAGGAAGCUUUAGAGGAAGAAGAAGAAUGUGACAUUUUGAAAUGUCCAGAGAAAAGGAAAGAAUAUACAGUUCUUCUGCCAAAGACAUUUCCUGUCAUCAACCAUGAAAAGCCCCUGAAAUGGCGUUAUUUGGACGAGCCGCCGCUGAAAAAAUGCGAAUGUAACCAGCUCACUGAUUUGAAUUUGUUAGAUGAUACAAAUCAAGAAAAUGUUGUAAAUAUAUUAUCCAAAUGGCAUUGCGUAUGUGGGAAAAAGAUGACAUCUUCUCAAACAUCCACCAGUCAAAUCCCUUCAGCUUCUAUUGAAAAAGUUUAUGGCGAAGAAGGGGAAGGUGAAAUUGAAUUGCCUUAUCCUCUACCAUUACGUAGCGUCAAAUCUAUUUCAACCACUGGAGGACGUUUGGUGUUACAACCCGGUGAUCUUGUACGAUGUAAAUAUGCGUUUAGUCCUCAAACUGAGGGUCAUUUUAGUGUCAAACGGUUUGUGGAAGUUAGUGGCUGGCCAAAUUCAAGAGUUGAUAUCAAUGUCUCAGGAAUUUGCGACUUGCCCAGGCUUGACAGCCGUCCAAAGAAAAUGUUCGAAAACUUUGUUAGGAGAACUGUCGAGGAAAACGUUUACAAAUUAACAUAUUUAGACGAUCUUAAAUUAUUUGAAUUUGGUCCAAUAUUUAUCGGUGGUAAUAGAAUAUACGAAGAAGAGUAUAAAAUUGAUUUAAAAAAUUCAUCACUUAUAAGAGCAGAUGUCCAUAUAGAAUUCCUUGAAGAUACUACAGUGUUUCAAAUUGACAAAGACUUCUUAAGGCUUGAGCCGGGAUGUCGAGGAAAGCUGACAAUAUCAGCAGCUCCAGCGGAAGUGGGAGUCCAUAAUGUUGUAUUACUGUUUUGUAUCAAGGACAACCCAGAACUUGUUACUGUGAACAUCAAGUGUAGCGGAGUGGUGCCGAUUGUGGAGAUUUUACCAAUCACUAAAACCAUUGAGUAUGGAAAACUAUUACUAUACCGACGAGAAGAUGAUAGAUUUAUAGUUAAGAAUGACUCUAUUCUACCUAUUAUGUGGAAGAUACGUAAUGCCACAGAGUUUAUUAGUGAUUUCAUAAUAGCUUGCACGUCGGGAAUUGUGCCGAGACACAAUAACCAAGUAGUCCCGGUGACCUACAUCGCUUGCAACGUUGGAAUAAUUUCAAACAAAAUUCUCACAAUUGACAUUUAUGAUGCGGAAGGGCGCGGCUCACCCAUGAUAACUGAGAAUUUGUAUCUGUCGGCUGAAUGCUAUGACGUCAUGGUGGAGUGCGCCUACGAGAACCCUACCGAGAUGUACCUCAAUUACGGCAAUGUGAAAGUUAAUUCCACAGUCAUUCGCGAGCUUUAUUUAUUGAAUAGAGGAAAAUACAAUAUUUAUUUUAAAUUAAAAAAAGUAAAGAAUUUCCCGGAGCCUUCUCUACUGCGGUCUUUCGAAGCGAUCCCCGAAAGCGGAAUGAUUCCCGCCACCCUAAAGCUAGUAUCCAUCGACUUCGAAUGCACACCUACGACCUCGAUGAAUCUGGCCAAUGUGCCCGUGUACAUCUGCACUUUACUCGACGGCAGCAAGAAUCAAGUAGUAGUUGCCAAGUUCCCAAUAUACGUUACUAUUGCCUCCUUUUAUAAUACGUUCACUCUUUUCCCGCUGGGAGAACUCAACUUCCACAUAAUAGCCGUGGGCAGUGGGGUUAUAAGAGAUGUUAUAAUUAACAAUACAAGCAAGUGUCCAGUAACUUACGACAUUGUUCUGCCAGAGCAAUACCGAGUGGAUCCUUCCGAGCAGCAAAUAAAGAUAAAAGAUAAUAAACUGAAAGUACCACCAUUGAAAUGCGGUAACUUUAUAAUAUUGAACGAAGACAAUCUCUUGGCGCCUGGUACGAGUCGUACUCUUCACAUCCAGUUCUUGGCCACAGCUGCCAGGACUUUCGAGGAGACUAUCAACUUUAUCAUCAGCGACACUUGUCCGGCGGAAGCCCAAGGGGUUCCCUUGAGACUUGUAGGGACCGGUGCUAUGCCCACCUUAGAUUUUUGGAAUUUGGAAACAACGUUCAGGGAACACUUAAUUGUCAAAAAUUUGUCCGAAUAUAAAGUUCCUGAGUCGUCACCUCAUUGUGUCUUCGUGGAAGAUUCUGUAACGCUGCAUUUCUUCUGUGUGACCGUCAAUACGAGCUACACAGCGGCGAUAGACCUCUACAAUAAUGGAUUGGUGGCCUGUGCCCUAACUAUGAAAUUGAGUUACCAAACCAAUUCCAACCAAGACAUAUUUUACCUAGAUAAAUAUGAAACGCAUAUUGAACCUCUGCUUCACAAAACUUUAGGUGUCAUAUUUUACCCAAGGGCUUUGCAGGAAUACCGGGCUGUCCUCGAUAUAAGAUUGAAAUUGCUUGAUAAUCAAGAACAGUCAUUCAAAAUAUGUCUCAUUGGCGAAGGAGUAAUACCGAGAAUACAAAUGGUUUCUCCACCUAUGAGACAUAAAGUGCACCUUUUAAAAUUUCCUGUCACAUGUUUGGGCUCAAUGAGCAAUAAUGUUAUACGCUUUAAAAAUGUUAGUUCAGCAAAGAGUACUGUAGUGGCGAAAGUAUAUCAGUUGCCAUACGAGUCAAGGCCAAUCUUUUGGCUGACUCCCGCGCCGGAUUCAAGUCACAUGCUUGUUUCCUGCAAUAAUGCGGAAUACAGUACAAAUAUCAAAAUAAUAAUCAGUCCUCGUGAAAUAGCUACUUUGAAAAUGUUUUACAGUCCGAUUAAGAAAGGAAGGAGUUCUUGUGACGUGAAACUGCAUAUACUCAAUAACCCUUACGAACACUUUGAGGUUUCUUGUGAAGGUGAAGCUUUUAUAGAAGACGUCAUCAUUAUAGGCCUCGAAAUGCUUCCAAUGGAUACAGAUUUAGAAGCUUAUCGAUCUUCUGCAGAAGGAACCAUGUCAACUGUAUCUACUGUCGAUAGUAGAAAGAAGAGUAAAAGCGCACCUCUCGUCAAACGAAAAUCCAAUCCAAUGGAACCAAAGAGAAGUAGGCGCACAAUGGGGUCCCAUUCAACCAGUUUCGAGAGCAACGAAUUGAAAUAUGUUUUAGAUUUUGGUGGAUGUGAGCUGUCAGUAAUGGAAAAGAGGAAUAUCAUCUUGAUAAACAAUUCUGACAAAGUAUAUAAAUUCGAAUGGCAAGAGGUGGAUCACGUUUGUGUUAAACCGUCCAUGGGAUAUAUUUUGCCAGGUGAAGAAAAGGAUAUGGAAAUCAUGUUUCUCUCGGUUCAACCGGUUUCUGUAAAGAAGCAACUACUGCAUUGCUCACUGACCGCAAUCAGUUACGACUCCCUAAGUUUUGAUUUCAAGUCGACCAGCUGGGACAAUCGUCAAGUCGUUACAGUAUUUAACCAUGACAGAGAUGCGUGCUUAAAUGAAAGAUGUGAGACGCUGAUUGAAGAGCAGAACCAGCCUUUGCCUGAAGAUAUGUUGGGAGUGAUUCAUAUGAUCAUCGUCUUCUCUGCGGUAACAGAGUAUAGUAAAUACUCGUGUACUCUACCAGAAGAGAAAUCUUUGAAAGACACAUUUGUUUAUCAGACGAGAACAUUCACGUUCAACAUGAAAAACACAGGCAAUGUACCAUUGAAAUGUACUUGGAGCUUUGUCAUUGAUGAUGAAUUUCCAUUAAGGAUAGACAAAUGUGAAAAGAAAAGGGUAAGAUAACACGAGAAUUGUAUCAUAACUUGACAGUCAAAGUAUAAACGAUACAAGCUUAUUGUUUUAAUUCCAGCUCCAAGUAAAGUAACUUUAUUCAGCGGUAGCAAUGGAAGAGAAAGUGUGGACACUUGGUUUGAAAUAGAUUUACCGUUUGAAAUAACUCCUGAUAAAACGUGCCUAAAACCCAACCAAAGUCAAACUUUUAAAGUUACAUUUGCUCCGCAAGAUGCCUUCUUUUAUCAAGUUCGAUUAUUAAGCAUGAUUGAUAAUUUGGAUCCGUAUGAUCAGAAUGCGUCUUGUAAAAUAUCAGCACAAUCAUUGAUACCUUACUGCCACCUCGAUUUGCCAGAAAGUGAUUAUUUGACAUCAGGACGAAGAAAAGUUACCGGCGGUCUUGCGUUACCAAAACAUAUGAGCGUAUUGGAGUUCAACGUUUUAGGGAAUGGCUGCUACAAAAAGUCGUUCAAUGUGGUAAAUCCCACAAGCGAAGCAUACGAGUUUAUAUUCGAGAUGGUGUUGCUGGACAAGCCGGAACUGAUUCCAGUUCAUUGCGAUACAUUGAAGGGUUAUGUCGAAGGUGGUACUUCCACAGAAGUCACCUUUACUUUCUCUCCCACAGCGCCUGGGGUUUAUGAAUCCCAAUGGAAGUUCAAAAUACCAGUUUACAACCUAACAAUCAACUUAUUAGUUGUGGGAGUAGUAAGAGAACCAGAUGUUGUGUUUGUACCUACGAUCUUAGUUAUAAAAAAUUCAUUAGUCGGGUUCACCGUUCACCACGUCGUAAAAAUAAAGAACAACGAAGAAGAAGGCCUAAAGUUUGAAUUCAAGGGCAACUCAUUAUGUAACGAGUCGGGCAAAACACCGGUCAUAGUUGAACCGGAACAAGGAAUGUUGAAACCUCGAUCCGAGACUCCCAUUAAAAUAAGUUACACUCCAAUUGAGGACGGUCCGCUCUCUUUUAAGAUAUUUUGUAGUGUAUGCUAUAUGGUGAAGUAUUUGACGCUGUGUGUUAACGCAUUGAGUUUUUCUAUUAAACCGAAAGUAUCAUACUAUAUAAUCGGGAAUGAGCAUAUCCUAAACCAUGAAGUUAUUACUAAUAUUCAUUUGGAUGAGACGGCGUCGACCUAUCAACGGACAAUACCAUUCAAAAUCCGCAACGAUGGAUCUGCGACGUUCUUCUUCGACUGGACCUACAAUUGCAGCAAGGUAAAGAAGUACCUGACGGUGACGGUGGAGCCACAGAGCGGGCACGUGGCGCCCGGCAACGAGACUGAGUGCACGCUCUACUUCACGCUCAUUCAAGUGCCCGUGCAGGCUUUCCCAGUCACGCUUAGUAUAUCGGAUGGCCCUGAAUACAAUAUUUAUCUUUACGCAAUUAUUAAAAAACCGCUAUAUCACUUCACAUGCAUGGAUAUUGACUUCGGGAAAUGUAUUGUCAACGCACCGGAUGCCACUUAUAAGAAAAAUUUAGCUUUUGUCAAUGAUGACACUGUUCCUGUAAUUUUCAGUUUAAAUUUUGCAACUAUACCAGAGUUAUUCGUCGAUUUCCAUGAAUUACCAGACAUCCCUCCCGGUAAACGUGUAAAGAUUCCAGUUUACUUCCGACCGAAGCAAGUUAAAGAAUACGAGUUUAAGUUGCAAUUCUGGGUUAACUCACUUUGUGAAGAAAUUGUUUCAAUUAAAGGGGAAGGUAUUCCACUUCUAUUCGACCUCUACGAAGGUUGCCAAAAAAGUUUCAACUUGGGACCGGUGAAAGUAGGGGAGAAGAUAAUAAGGACUAUUGAGGUUAUGAACCAUAGCAAAGUCCCGAUCGAAGCCACUUUUAUAUUUAGAGAUAUGUACCCAGUGAUCGAAGACACCGACCAGUCCGAAGCGACCAGCGUGUGUCUCAGCCCUAGUGCGACUACACAACCUGAUGCGGGGCCUUCGAGGGUUAAAAUGUUGCAAACUUACAAAGAAGACAAAAUACGUGAACAAAUAGCAAUGGACAUCCAGAAUGCCUUGUCGUCCCUAAAAGUUGUACCUAAUAAGUGUAGAAUAUUGCCAUACAGAAAAGUGCCACUGAAGAUACAGUUUAAACCUAACGGGAUGAUAAGUGACCUUAAUGUUCAGUUAAAUAUGAAAGUUUUCGAGUUCGAAAGACCACUAGUGCGCAUUAGUGGUAGUGCCACCGGCAUGUGCCUAUGCUUCAGCCAGAAUUCGCUGCAGUUCGGCCGCGUGCGCAAGCGCGGGUGUAAGAUACUCAAAGUCAUGUUGAUGAAUAAAGGUGAUUUUGGCACAAGGUUUUGCUGGCAGCCGUUGAUAUCGGAUGAGUUCACGAUAUCCCCGAUGCAGGGAUCUAUUGCCGCACAUACAAAUGUCACCUUCACUAUAGCAUUUAGGCCACUCAAUCACAAUCCAUUUAUUAAAGUGUGGGCCAGUUGCAAUUUAGACAACUACAAUCCCCUUGAAUUAGCCAUGUACGCCACGUGUGUAGAUAUGGGCAACUUUCAGAACAAGACCUUGUAUCUCGAGUGUCCCGUUCGCGAAGUCAAAACUGAGUACCUGAGCGUGACCAAUAGUUCUGAUGAUGUCUGGCUUGUAUUGGGCGAAUUGUCUGGAUCUGGUCCAUUCGAGAUACUUCGUGAAUUCAACAUUGAACCUAAUUCUACAUUUGAAAUACCCGUCAGUUUCAAGCCCAAGACCUUAGGAAAACACGAGUGCCAAGCGUUAUUCUCGCCUCUUGGUGAGAGCGCUUUAUUUGUCAAUUUGGUGGGCGUAGCGCAGCAUCCGAACCCUAACGGUACACUCACUAUCACUGUUCCUGCGAAGGACUUCCAUAUAGAGGACCUGCUUGUAUACAACAUUACAGAGUUUCCAGAAACUUAUAUAGUGUCCACAGAAAUUUUGAGAGUUAUACCUGAUAAGUUUGAAGGGCACUUUGAGAUAUUACAUCCGGAUGUUAUCAAGGUUUGGGGCGAGGCGGCCGCCACUUGCCAUUUAAAGUUUGUAUGCUACGAGGAGUGUGAGAUGCAACUAAAAGUAUUUUUUAUUAAUGAAGAGACGCGGGAGUACCAGUAUUACAACAUCACGGCGGUGGUGAUGCCAAGCCCACUUGUGGACACUAUAACUUUCGUGGCGCGGGCGCGGGAAAUUUUCCGUAAAGAGCUGACCGUGAGCAACCCGCUUGGCGAAGAUUCUAUGUUCUCAGUGCGGUGCGAUAGACUUAAUUGCCCCGAAUUAAUAAAAAUUGGGAGGAAUUCAGAGGCAACUUUGGUGCUGACUUUUAACCCUCUCGUAGUCGGAGAGAGUGAAGAUUACUUAGAAAUAAACAAUCCCUUGGUCGGUUCAUACAUAUACAAGGUGGUGUUAAAAUGCUUGCCAGCCAAGGAGAAGAGUUUGGAGUACAUAACAGAGCUAGGGAAUUGCAUUCCGAUACGACUCAGGGUUCAAAAUAAUACAGAUGUUAAGACAGAAUUCAUUACUACGGCUUCACAUCCGUGUAUUUUGGCAGAACCGCAAUAUUCGCUGUUACCAUUUGAGAAAGGAAAAUUCUUGGUGUGGUUUGAACCGACACAGCAUGGAGUGCAGCAUUGCAAACUGUCUUUUGAAUCUCCAGUCGCAGGAGAAUUUGUUUUCAAUAUAAAGGGCAAAGCGACUGAUCCGAAGCCUCAAGGUCCUUAUGAAAUCAAAGCUGGAGGAUACGCUACAAUAAAGUUCAAAAAUGUAUUUGAGGAUGUCAGGAUGUUUAAGAUAUCUGUGGAUCAAGAUGAGUUCUACGUGAAAACGGUGUACGAAACAAUUAAAUCGAAAAAGGACAUAAAAAUUCCAGUUUACCUGAAUGAAAGGCCGCCACAAGGGUGGAGCAAGGAGCCUACAGGCUGCCUCAUUGUCGAAUGUUACGAUCCUCCAGACCCAAAGGCCAGCUGGACUUAUUUCCUGCAAGGAAUUCCUUGA